Molecule: messenger RNA, 1665 nt
Organism: Siniperca chuatsi (mandarin fish)
Lineage: Eukaryota; Metazoa; Chordata; Actinopteri; Centrarchiformes; Sinipercidae
Exons: 4
Coding region: 1033-1665 (210 amino acids)
Source: RefSeq, a predicted model, not a curated record
CCUGCCUGCCUCUCACACUACCUGUCUGUCACUCACUCUGUUUUUCUGUCCAACUCCAUUUUUAAAUAUUCAGUCCUUUUCUGAGUUUACAAUGAGCUAGAGUGAGGGACCAAACGGUCAGUGCAGAGGAUCUGUUUAAAAAUUUUUAACUCUUCAACGUCAUUCCCAAGAUAUUCACUCUUCAUACAAUUUAUACAUGAAAAGGUAGGAAAAUUUGUGCUGGUCGCACUAUGGAGUCAAACAAACUCACACAGUUGCUACACACUGAAAAAAGUGAUUCUGACCUCUUGUAAAUUUCAUAGAUUUUAAUGUUAUUGAAUCCUACUUAUUUUUUUUAAUUCAUUUUAAAAUGUCCUGCCCUUGUUUAAAACAAGCUAAUUUCACUCAAAAGUAAUAAGAAAAAAUAUGUACAAUCUAAUUUCCUAAUACUGUCCUGUCUGCGCAUAUGCAGACACAUGCUGCCACUUUGUCCUGGAGGCAGGAUUUUUUUUUUUUUUUUUUUUCCCCACUUUGUUAGUAGCUCCUUGAAUGCUGUAUAUUCAAGCUGCAUUUUAGGUAAAUAAGCCAUUUAUAGCCAAUCGGUGUGUUAUAUUUUUACUUUUUACAAUUUAAAACAUUGUUUGAUUGAAAAAAAAAAAAAAAAAGUAGUUAGCUAACACUAUUAGUUGUGUGUUUUGACAGUUUAACAUUAGCUAACAUUACAGCAACUAACGGUAGCUUAAGAUAACCUAGUUGUGUAGUUAGUAACUUAGCUAAGUGUAUGUUAGAUGUAUUUUAACAUUUAUACUAACUUGAUGUUGCUCUAAAGUUAUGUGUGAUGAAUUCAGUGUUUGUCUUUUUAGAUUGUUUAUUAGUUUGUGGACAUUGAAUACAAGUUUGCCAAUGUUAAUUGACUAACGUUAUUUAACGGCUUGUAACUUCACUUUCCUGGCUGUUUUGGCUUGUAGACUGGUUAUGCCUCCUACUGUAUUCCUAACUGCAACAAGGGCUGGCGGUUUUUCCUCAUAUCUGAUGUUGGUGUGAUGUAGAAACAUGGAGAUCCUAACUCUUUGGGGACCUCAUAUUGUUUUGAUAAAUGCUGAAUUCCAGCGCAUAACAAAUUCACUUAAAACAACCUUCAUGGUGCAGUUGGACAGCCAUUUACCUCAGCUGACAUCUAUUUUCCAGAAGGAGGGAGGUGUUUCUGGCCAGAAACUAGCCAAACAUCUGUCGAUCUUGCAAGAGAAGGUCGGACCCAUACCGAAGGAUUACAACCAUUACUCCCUUAGUUGCUCCGUCACCUCCAGUUACACCAUGCCCAGGGCCAGACCGGCGCCCUUCUUUGGUUUGGAGGAUCACAGCACGCCUCAGAACCAUCUGCUGGGUCGCAGCAUGCCAUUGAACCAUCAGCUGGUUCGCAGCAGCAGCACCCUCCUUCUCUGCCAGAGUGGCAGACUCCGGAUUCCCGGACAUCACUGGUCCAGCCCGCUCCUCUACCAAUCUUCCCGUUGCCGGCUUCCUGUCCUGCCGACGGCUCCCUGUCCUGCCGACCCGCCGCCGGCUCCCUGUACGGCUGUCCCGCCGCCGGCUCCUGAGGAUCUCCGCCAGCUUCCAGAGAGACCCGUAUUCGCCGCUGGUCUCCAGGGGCCCUCAGCCUUCACUGCCGGCAUUCCGUCAGAACUCUAG